GAGCUGUCUCUUACUUUCUGCCGGCCGAAUGGAACCAAGCAAGUUGUGACCUUCAGCUCCAAGCCGCUGUGCUUCCGCCACUCACGUGAGUAUCCAUACGUGGUGACGGAGGUGGGGUCCGAGCUACCACACAUUGCUUCUGCUGACGUGCAGCCGAACUGGGUUCUGACACACGUGAACGGUACGAAGCUGCACAAGCAUUGGCCUAAGGCUGUGACACAGCUCAGACAUGCUGUGGGACGGCUGCCUCACAAGAGUGCCAAGGCCCAUAGGCAUUCUCCUCAUUCAAGAAGAAACACCGUCGACUCCUCGCCAAAGGUGAGUGAGAAGAUUGUUGCGAUGGACCUCUUAGGCAAGGUGCCAAAGAGCGUGGAUCUUAGCCUUUGGAGCUAUGAGGGGGCCUUAGUCAGGUGA
This is a messenger RNA of Symbiodinium pilosum, 414 nucleotides long. The record is from the annotation of a GenBank genome assembly. NCBI's taxonomy places the organism in Eukaryota, Dinophyceae, Suessiales, Symbiodiniaceae.